This is a messenger RNA of Miniopterus natalensis, 3511 nucleotides long. RefSeq names its product protein arginine methyltransferase 7 (gene PRMT7). Gene Ontology annotation, molecular function: histone methyltransferase activity; protein-arginine N-methyltransferase activity. Gene Ontology annotation, biological process: peptidyl-arginine methylation, to asymmetrical-dimethyl arginine; chromatin remodeling. Lineage: Eukaryota; Metazoa; Chordata; Mammalia; Chiroptera; Miniopteridae. The record is from RefSeq and is a predicted model, not a curated record.
CCUCUGAUGUCUGCCUCGGCAAUGUGGCGGUGGCGGCGGAAGUGAACGGAGUGGUACCCACGGCCGGUGAGGCGCUGAGCAUGUUGGAUUUCUGACCAUUGAAGCUGUCCACAAGAAGUAAGCUGGCAGGUGAUAAAACUGAGGAGCUGUUUGGCACCAUGAAGAUCUUCUGCGGGCGGGCCAAUCCGACCACGGGAUCUGUGGAGUGGCUAGAGGAAGAUGAGCACUAUGAUUACCAUCAGGAGAUUGCCAGAUCUUCUUAUGCUGAUAUGCUGCAUGACAAAGACAGAAAUAUAAAAUACUACCAGGGUAUCCGGGCUGCUGUGAGCAGAGUGAAGGACAGAGGACAGAAGGCCUUGGUUCUCGACAUUGGCACUGGCACAGGACUCUUGUCAAUGAUGGCAGUCACAGCAGGUGCUGACUUCUGCUAUGCCGUUGAGGUUUUCAAGCCUAUGGCUGAUGCUGCUGUGAAGAUUGUGGAGAAAAAUGGCUUCAGUAAUAAGAUUAAGGUUAUCAACAAGCAUUCUACAGAGGUGACCGUGGGACCAGAUGGUGACAUGCCAUGCCGUGCCAACAUCCUGAUCACAGAGCUGUUUGACACGGAACUGAUUGGGGAGGGUGCACUGCCCUCCUAUGAGCAUGCACACAGGCAUCUCGUGCAGGGAGAUUGUGAGGCAGUGCCUCACAGAGCAACCGUCUAUGCGCAACUGGUGGAGUCCAGAAGGAUGUGGUCAUGGAACAAGCUCUUUCCCAUUCGUGUUCAGACCAGCCUUGGAGAGCAGAUCAUCGUUCCCCCCAUGGAACUGGAGAGGUGCCCGGGUGCACCUUCCGUUUAUGACAUUCAGCUGAACCAGGUGUCACCCACUGACUUCACGGUCCUCAGCGACGUGCUGCCUAUGUUCAGUGUGGACUUCAGCAAGCAAGUCAGUAGCUCAGCAGCCUGCCAUAGCAGGCAGUUUGAACCUCUGGCGUCUGGCCAAGCUCAGGUGGUUCUCUCCUGGUGGGACAUUGAAAUGGACCCUGAGGGGAAGAUCAGGUGCACCAUGGCCCCCUUCUGGGCACACACAGACCCACAGGAGCUCCAGUGGCGGGACCACUGGAUGCAGUGUGUGUACUUCCUGCCACAAGAGGAGCCCAUCGUACAGGGCUCAGCCCUCUGCCUGGUAGCCCACCACGACGACUACUGUGUGUGGUACAGCCUUCAGAGGACCAGUCCUAAAAAGAAUGGGAGAUUCCACCCAGCACGCCCUGUGUGUGACUGCCAGGCUCACUUGCUCUGGAACCGGCCUCGGUUUGGAGAAAUCAAUGAUCAGGACAGAACUGAUCAGUAUGUCCAGGCCCUGAGAACGGUGCUGAAGCCAGACAGUGUUUGCCUGUGUGUCAGCGAUGGCAGUCUGCUCUCCGUGCUGGCCCAUUACCUUGGGGCAGAGCAGGUACUUACAAUAGAGAGUUCAGCAGCUUCUCAUAGACUGAUGAAAAAAAUCUUCAAGGCUAACCACUUGGAAGAUAAAAUUAAUAUAAUAGCCAAACGGCCUGAAUCAUUAACAUCUGCAGACUUGGAGGGUAAAAAGGUCUCUCUCCUCCUAGGUGAGCCGUUCUUUACCACCAGCCUGUUGCCGUGGCACAAUCUGUACUUCUGGUACGUGCGGACUGCCGUGGACCAGCACCUUGGGCCUGGCGCCGUGGUGAUGCCUCAGGCUGCCUCACUGCAUGCUGUGGUCGUGGAGUUCAGGGACCUGUGGCGGAUCCGGAGCCCCUGUGGCGAUUGUGAAGGCUUCGAUGUGCACAUCAUGGAUGACAUGAUUAAGCAUGCCCUGGACUUUAGGGAGAGCAAGGAGGCUGAGCCCCAUCCACUGUGGGAGUACCCAUGCCGCAGCCUCUCCGAGCCCCAGCAGAUCCUGACCUUUGAUUUUCGGGAGCCAGUCCCCUCGCAGUCUAUCUGUGCUGAGGGCUCCAUUGAGCUGAGGAGGCCUGGAAGGAGCCACGGGGCUGUCCUGUGGAUGGAAUACCACCUGACCCCGGACAGCACAAUCAGCACCGGCCUGCUGAAGCCUGCAGAGGACAAGGGUUACUGUUGCUGGAACUCACACUGUAAGCAGGCCGUGUACUUCUUCAGCACCACGCUGGACCCCAGAGCACCACUGGGAGGUCCUCAGACAGUCAGCUAUGCUGUGGAGUUCCACCCCUGCACUGGAGAUGUCACCCUGGAUUUCACACUCUCAGAUGCCCUGGGUGAUGGGUGCUGACCCUCACUAGUUAAGAAAUAAAGUGGCCCAAGAGGCUACGGGCUCUGAGUGGUGUGGCUUUCUGGGAAGGAAGUGAAGAUGCCUUUCAAUUCAGGGCCCAGCUCAGUCUCUGGGUAUGGAGACCUCUUCCCUUUUUGCAAUUUUCACUGCUGGCUCCUCACUCUAGGUGUGGCAGGAGCAUGGGCUACUGGCUGAAUUUGAAACUGAGGAGGGGCCAAGGAAGCCUACCCUGCAGGGGUUCUGAUGUGUUCAGAAAGUUCUAAGGCUUCAGAACCACUUCUCUGGGCCUCAUGGUGCUGACAUGGCUGCGUUGCCCAUGGUAGUCGGCAGCCUGGCCUGUGCCCUGGGAUCUUCUGCCUGGCUCUAGCUAGCAGGGGCUUCUAGGGGCCGAGAUGCUGACUCAUGGCUGGUCCCCAGGCCUUAAAGACCCUAACAGUGCUGGGCUGAGCACCAGGUUCUGGCCCUUUCACUCGAUGGGUAAUGUCACCAAGCCACAUUCCUGAGCAUCUGGCCUCAGUGUGCAGCACCAGCAGGUGACUAAGACCUGACAACGGACACCAGGCUGCUGUUCAGAAGAUAGGGAGGAGGCCAUUCCAAAGCAGUUCCUGAGAUGCAGAUCCAGGAAACCAGCCACCAGGAGAGGGAGCCAGGAGGUACAACCCUUCCCGUGUGUCCCCUUCUUGCAGAAGGACCUCCCACUACCUCAGAAGUCUGGGGCAGAUGAGUACACUACUGCUCCCCCCAACUCCCUCAAAAUGCCCUUUUGCUAUUUACAUUUACUGUCAAUUCCAGAGGGAAUGAGGGGACUAAGAAAACAGGUGUCCCAGUUUUCAGGUGGUUCAGGGCUGACCUGGGCUUUGCUUGUUCUGCUGGGGGGAAGAAGGCAAGGCAGGACCCCCACAGCAGCUCCCCCACAGCCCCACCUGGACGCCCAGCCACAGGGUUGGAGUCCGAGCAGGACCCAGACCCAGCUUGUCGCUCAAAUAAGUGGAGAACACCAACUUUGAGCCUCACAGUUUUAUUUUCUCCUCGUGAUCCAUCCUUCCUUUCAGCACCAGUAAAGGAGAAAAACACCUCUUUUUUCAAAAUAUUUUAUCAGGUGAAAGAUUGUUUUUCUUCUAGGGAAGAAUCGUCUGGAUAUAUAUUUGAUAAUGUUUUUACCAAAACCUUAGGUGUGCUUACCAUAUAAAACCCCUAAUGUCCCAUGAGGAUACAAUACAGAAAAAAAUACAGAAAUUAAAAAAAAUUUUUUUUUUAAAACAGUA